Cyprinus carpio (common carp) is the source of this 2039-nucleotide messenger RNA. It is a transcript of the gene fermt2, whose product is annotated as fermitin family homolog 2-like. The coding region runs from base 204 to 2039 and encodes 611 amino acids. The transcript has 16 exons. Gene Ontology annotation, cellular component: focal adhesion; extrinsic component of cytoplasmic side of plasma membrane. Gene Ontology annotation, biological process: cell-matrix adhesion; integrin-mediated signaling pathway. NCBI's taxonomy places the organism in Eukaryota, Metazoa, Chordata, Actinopteri, Cypriniformes, Cyprinidae. Gene Ontology annotation, molecular function: integrin binding. The record is from RefSeq and is a predicted model, not a curated record.
AGAGAGAGAGACCACUGGACUCCAUUAACACGAACCCUUCAGGAGCUCCGCCGCUGGACUUUGGCGAUUUUUCUUUUUCUGUUCGGGAAGCUUCCUCAUGAUAGGAUUAAAUACGCGGACGAAGGAAAGAGAACGCGUCGCCUGUUGAAGUUCUGGGACCUGAAGUGGUGUUUUGCGGAUUUGUUUCGGCGUAUUUGUGAAGGAUGGCGUUGGACGGGAUCCGGAUGCCGGAUGGCUGCUACGCGGAUGGGACCUGGGAGCUGAAGAUGCAUGUCACCGAUCUCAACAGGGACGUGUCUCUCAGAGUCACCGGGGAAAUCCACAUCGGCGGUGUGAUGCUCAAACUCGUGGAGAAACUCGAUGUGAAGAAGGACUGGUCAGAUCACGCGCUGUGGUGGGAGAAGAAGAAGACCUGGCUGCUAAAGACGCACUGGACGCUGGAUAAAUACGGCAUUCAGGCCGACGCCAGGCUGCUCUUCACGCCGCAGCACAAGCUGUUACGCCUGCAGCUGCCCAACAUGAAGCACAUGAGGGUGAAGGUCAACUUCUCUGACCGCGUCUUCAAGGCCGUGUCUGACAUCUGCAAAACCUUCAACAUCCGGCAUCCUGAGGAGCUCUCCGUACUGCGCAAGCCCCGCGACCCCAAGAAGAAGAAGAAAAAGCUGGAGGAGGCGGAGGAGGAGGCGCUGGAGCUGGAAGGACCACUGCUCACUCCUGGAUCAGCCUCUGAGAUACUAUACAUUGGACCGGUAAAAGGAAGCAUCUAUUCUAGUCCUGGACUUUACAGCAAGACCAUGACACCUACCUAUGACUCUCGGGACGGCAGCCCUCUGUCCCCCACCUCAGCGUGGUUUGGAGACAGUCCUCUGUCAGAAGGCAAUCCCAGCAUCCUCGCUGUCAGCCAGCCCAUCACCUCACCCGACAUUCUGGUCAAGAUGUACAAGCCACAGUCCCUCCUGGACAAGGCCAAGAUCAACCAGGGGUGGCUGGACUCCUCCAGAUCUCUGAUGGAGCAGGAUGUGAAGGAGAACGAGGUUCUUCUGCUCCGGUUCAAGUACCACAGCUUCUUUGACCUCAACCCAAAGUAUGAUGCCAUCAGGGUGAACCAGCUGUAUGAGCAGGCCAAGUGGGCCAUCCUGCUGGAGGAGAUCGAAUGCACCGAGGAGGAGAUGAUGAUGUUCGCCGCCCUGCAGUACCACAUCAACAAGCUGUCCAUCAUGUCUUCAGACAAUCACAUGAACAACAGUGAGAAGGAGAUCGAUGAGGUCGAUGCGGCUCUGUCAGAUCUGGAGAUCACUCUGGAGGGAGGAAAGACCUCCAACACGCUGGGUGACAUCACAUCCAUUCCUGAACUGGCUGACUACGUGAAAGUCUUCAAACCGAAGAAACUCACUCUGAAGGGAUACAAGCAGUACUGGUGCACGUUCAAGGACAUCACAAUCUCCUGCUACAAGAGCCGCGAGGAGGCCCACGGCACGCCGGCGCACCAGAUGAACCUGAGAGGCUGUGAAGUCACACCAGAUGUGAACAUUUCCGGUCAGAAAUUCAACAUCAAGUUGCUAAUUCCUGUAGCAGAUGGUAUGAAUGAGAUCUGGCUGCGGUGUGAUACUGAGAAGCAGUACGCUCAGUGGAUGGCAGCUUGCCGCUUGGCCUCCAAAGGGAAGACGAUGGCAGACAGUUCCUACAACUUGGAGGUCCAGAACAUCCUGUCCUUCCUGAAGAUGCAGCACAUGAAUCCUGAUCCUCAGAUCAUAGAGCCCAUCACCACCGACAUCAACCCUGAGUGUCUGGUGUCUCCACGAUACCUGAAGAAGUACAAGAACAAGCAGCCAGGCUUUGUCAGGGACUUGAUUCCCGGCCGUAUUUUUUGGAAGCCCAUCAGAUCAUCUGCUCUGCUCUCACGGCAGGUGACGGUGGAGUUCGCGGACGAGCCCAGUCUGGCCUUCAUCUGUGCCGAGGUGGACUGCAAAGUGGUGCACGAGUUCAUCGGCGGCUACAUCUUCCUGUCCACACCGCCAAGGACCAGAACGAGUCUCUAG